This is a messenger RNA of Pomacea canaliculata, 1823 nucleotides long. RefSeq names its product 3-hydroxybutyrate dehydrogenase type 2-like. Gene Ontology annotation, cellular component: cytoplasm. NCBI's taxonomy places the organism in Eukaryota, Metazoa, Mollusca, Gastropoda, Architaenioglossa, Ampullariidae. The record is from RefSeq and is a predicted model, not a curated record. Gene Ontology annotation, molecular function: 3-hydroxybutyrate dehydrogenase activity. Gene Ontology annotation, biological process: siderophore biosynthetic process. Bases 187 to 837 code for a protein of 216 amino acids. The transcript has 10 exons.
AGAUAAAACUCGACAGUCUUCUUCGGCUGCCAUGUCGUCUGCCCGGGUAGCGCAUCACAUGCCACUUCCGGUGUGACGGUUGUGUUCAACGCGAGUUGUUGACAGAGAAACACCCACCGCUCGUCUACAGCAAGUAACACUACGCAUCACUGGUGAGAAAAACACAGAAAAGAUAUAUCUCUGAAGAUGGGAAGACUUGAUGGAAAGGUUUUCGUUCUGUCCGCUGCAGCACAAGGAAUCGGGAGAUCAGCUGCACUGCUUGCAGCUAAGGAAGGGGCUCGAGUAAUUGCCACAGAUGUAAAUGCUGAGAAACUAAAGGAACUAGAAGGAGUUCCAGGCAUUGAGACAUACGUCUUGGAUGUUCUAAAUACUGAGGCGGUAAACGAGUUUGCUGCAGCACUGGACAGAGUGGAUGUGCUCUUUAACUGUGCAGGAUUUGUAGCAAAUGGAACACUUCUGGAUACAGAUGAAAAGACUUGGGAUUUCUCUUUUGACCUCAAUGUGAAAAGCAUGUACCGCAUGUGCCGUGCAUUCAUUCCAAAGUUUAUUGCUCAAGGAAGUGGUGGAAGUGUUAUCAACAUGUCAUCUGCUGCCUCAAGCAUUAAGGGGGCUCCCAAUCGAUGUGUCUACUCUGCCACGAAGGCAGCAGUCAUUGGACUCACCAAGUCGAUGGCAGUAGAUUUUGUCGGUCAGAAAAUCAGGUUCAAUAGCAUUUGUCCAGGUACUGUGGACACACCUUCAUUGAGAGAUAGAAUCAACAUCUCAGAGAACCCUGAACAGGCAUUAAAAGACUUCAUAGCACGACAGAAAAAUGGGCCGAUUUGCUACAGCAGAUGAAAUUGGCUAUCUGGUUGUGUACCUUGCCUCGGAUGAGUCAGCUUUCAUCACUGGCCAGGAGUUCAUCAUUCGAUGGAGGGUGGAGUCUGUAACUAUCCCAGUCAGCAAGUUUUCUUUAUGAAUACAAACAAAGAUGUACAUCUUUUAUUUUCAUGGCAACCACACGUACAUAAUAAUAUUCUGGGUUUAUCUGAUUUUUCUGCAUUUAAAAAUCACUAGUGAUAUUUAUGAGUGCCUUUAAAUUAUGCUGCCAAAGACAUAGCAUUUAUUAAUUUCCUUUUUGUUUAUUGGUACAUUUAAUAUUGUCCGUGCUUUAUCUUGAUUUUGUUUUGGAGACCAAGAUACAACAGUAAAUAAAUGUUGUCACACUAUGGCAUUAUUGCAGUAUUUUAACAAAUUUAUUAGUCUUUUUAUUUACAGUAAUAUUUUUGUUAUUAAGACACACUUAUUCAACAAAUAUCUUGAGGUAUGAGCUACGAGGUAUUGUUUCAUAUCAUUUACAACUUUCACUGUUUUCGUUUGUUGUAAAUGUUAACUGCUCAUGUUACUUAUGUAAAAUUGAAUAGAGUGCUGUGAAAAUGUAAUCUAUUAUUAUAUCAAGAACAAAAUGCUUUUCUUAAUACCCAAUUAAGUGUAAUGUACAGCUAUAUAUGCUGCAUUGUGUGUAUUUUCAAAAUCUGUUCACUAAUAACAAUCAAACAGAUUUGCAAAGUAACACGAAGUUGUUUUUUUUCAGGUUCCCUUUCCUUUCCUUGUAAUGAAUCAUGGUGUUAAUUUUGACAGCAAUGAUUUGUUGAUGGAUGGGGAAAUAAAUCAACUAAUUAUUAAAUGGAAUGCAUCUUCUGUGAUAGUAAUAUUGUGGCAUAAAUAAUUUAUGAGUUGAUCUCAUGUGGGGAUGGUAAUGCUAGUUGGAACAGUGGUGAUGAUGAUGGUAGAAGGCAAGAAGAAAUAAAAAAUUAAAAAGAAUAAACAAAUGCUCAAACGUA